Molecule: messenger RNA, 1053 nt
Organism: Asparagus officinalis (garden asparagus)
Lineage: Eukaryota; Viridiplantae; Streptophyta; Magnoliopsida; Asparagales; Asparagaceae
Exons: 8
Coding region: 1-1053 (350 amino acids)
Source: RefSeq, a predicted model, not a curated record
AUGCCUCUAACCCCAACAGUCUUUAUGACUCACCGGACCACAUGGGCCACUGCCAUGUGGUCAACCGACACCUGGGCACCUAAGCCCCAAAAUAAUGACAAUUUUGAGUUUGUUCAUGUUGAAGCUGCUGGGAGAAAAUCUGAAGGUUCAAAUGGGUUGUGUCAAGAGGAAUCAUGGUUCGAUUCUUUCAGCAUUCUAGAGGAGUCUGAUUCUGAUGAUGAGUACAGUAGUGUUCAUGGAGAUUGUUUUCCAAUAUCAGUGCGCAAUUCUUCCGCGUGUAAUGCAAAUGCAAACCAAAUGCUUCAGUAUGAGAAUGCUUCACGCUUUGUGGAUUCCAUUACCAUGUGCAAGUUUGAGGAUUUUUGUGGAGAAGGGUUUACGAGAAGGAAACAGGUUCUAGAAUCAUACCGUAGCUUUAAACAUUUGAAAGAUGAAAAGUCUCAAGAGAAAAACUUAAAUGUGAUCACUAGUUAUUUAGCUCUGUCCAUCAGCUUCAAUGAUAAAAUGUUUACGAUCCAUCCAAUGCAGAAUAUUACCACUGCAUCCUGUCAAGUGACAAAGUCUGCAGUUGUUAGGCUCUCAUACAAGAGGAGGUCAUGUGAGAUGGAAGGUGGUGAUCAUUUCUGUACUGCUACGAGAUACUUAUUCCACCUAAAAGGAGGACUAACAAUCCCAUGUUGCCCUGUCGAGGAACUGACACCAGGAUGUUGGUCAACCCUUGACCCCUCUGCAUUUAAGCUUCGUGGAGAAAGCUAUUUCAGGCAUCAACUCCACUCAAAAUUCUUUCAGGUACCUACAUAUCCUGAUGUAAUGUUUUUGGGCGAAAGUGAUGGAGAGGGAAUGAGCCUUGUAUUGUAUUUUAAAGUAUCUGAAUCUUAUGAUAAGGAAAUUUCUUCUACUUUCCAGGACUAUGAUGAAAUAGAAACGAUCAGAGGAUACACGAUGGACUGCGUUGUUCCUUUCAGGGAAAGGUUGAAGAUUAUGACUAGUUUAGUUAAUCCAGAGGAACUCGAUUUGAAUUCUGCUGAAAAAAGCUCAUUCAAUCUACAAUGA